This is a messenger RNA of Lagopus leucura (white-tailed ptarmigan), 4214 nucleotides long. RefSeq names its product NIMA related kinase 1 (gene NEK1). Gene Ontology annotation, molecular function: protein kinase activity; ATP binding. The record is from RefSeq and is a predicted model, not a curated record. The coding region runs from base 302 to 3937 and encodes 1211 amino acids. The transcript is spliced from 34 exons. Gene Ontology annotation, biological process: protein phosphorylation. NCBI's taxonomy places the organism in Eukaryota, Metazoa, Chordata, Aves, Galliformes, Phasianidae.
UGUCCGUGGUGACGCCUGGACUUGUUGCACAGAGCUUGACCGGCCAACGCCCUGACAGCGCAGAUGGCCCUUCGCUGUCCCUUCGCUCUCCCUUCGUUCGCAGUUCUCAUAAGAUGACAUUGGUGUUCAUAGUGAUGUUUUCUUAGUUGUCCAGUUUCACUCUGAAAUCUCCAUCUGUUUUUUGGGCUUUUUCUUGGAAAAAGAAGCAUCCCCAAGCUUGUGUUUCUGUGGUAUGACUCCAAUCUUCCUGAGACCUUGGCACACUCUGUUGCUUGAGUAAGGAUGCCUUAAGAAGAAAACUAUGGAUAAAUAUAUUAAAGUGCAAAAAAUUGGAGAAGGAUCCUUUGGGAAAGCCUUUCUUGUGAAAGAUAAAGAAAAUAGCCAGCAGUAUGUUAUUAAAGAAAUUAACAUCUCGAAGAUGUCAAAUAAAGAGAGAGAAGAAUCAAGGAGAGAAGUUGCUGUACUGGCCAACAUGAAACAUCCAAAUAUUGUCCUGUAUAGGGAGUCAUUUGAAGAAAAUGGUUGUCUGUACAUAGUGAUGGAUUACUGUGAAGGAGGAGAUCUCUUCAAAAAAAUAAAUGCCCAGAAAGGAGUCUUAUUCUCUGAGGAUCAGAUUCUGGAUUGGUUUGUACAAAUCUGUUUAGCACUGAAACAUAUACAUGACAGAAAGAUCUUACAUCGCGACAUCAAGUCACAGAACAUAUUUUUAACCAAAGAUGGAACAAUACAGCUGGGAGAUUUUGGAAUCGCCAGAGUUUUGAACAGCACUGUGGAACUGGCUCGCACUUGCAUAGGAACACCGUACUAUCUAUCACCUGAGAUAUGCCAGAACAGGCCUUACAACAAUAAAAGUGAUAUCUGGGCCCUUGGUUGUGUUCUCUAUGAAAUGUGCACGCUUAAACACGCAUUUGAAGCUGGUAACAUGAAGAACUUGGUACUGAAGAUCAUCUCUGGAUCUUUUCCUCCGGUUUCUAUGCAUUAUUCCUAUGACCUACGUAAUCUACUGUCACAGUUAUUUAAAAGGAAUCCUAGGGAUAGACCAUCAGUAAACUCCAUAUUGGAGAAAAACUUCAUAGCCAAACGGGUUGAAAAAUUUCUCACACCACAGCUUAUUGCAGAAGAAUUCAGUCACAAAACGUUUCACAAGUUUGGAGCGCAUGCUGCGCCAGCUAAAAGACCAGCUCAAGGACAAAUCUCGGCUUCAAUUGCACCAGCUCAGAAAAUUACCAAACCUGCUGCAAAAUACGGAGUGCCUUUAGCGAUGAAGAAGUGUUAUGACGCACCCAAAAAGCAUCAUGAGAAAAAGUCAUUGAUUAAACUUAGGCAGGAACCUUCAAAAAAGAAAAGGUUAGAAUUGCCUGAAAAAGAAAAACGCCAAAGAGAUCAGAUCAGUUUACUGAAGGCAGAGGAAGUAAGAAGACUGGAAAAAGAAAGGAUGGAACGAAUAAACAGAGCCAGGGAACAAGGAUGGAGGAAUGUGCUUGGUUCAGGUGGAAGUGGUGAUGUUAAGGCACCGUAUUAUGGCGGUGGAGGUGGUGUUGGUCCUUUUCCUGCCUCUUUGAGAGGACAGUAUGAGCACUAUCACGCUAUUUUUGACCAGUUGCAAAAGGAAACCUUCAAAGUAACUAAAGAGAGGCAAGCCAAAUGGAGGGCGGAAGUACAAGGCCAAGAAGCUGCUGAGAGAGGAAUUCCACCUGGAGUACGUCCAGGAGUUCCUAAGGGGCCUGCAGGUCAUCACCAUUUACCUGAUGCUGAUGCAAUUAGGAAAAAAGUGAAAAGGUUGAAGGAGGUGUCUAAACAAGCCAGUGCAAACAGGCAGAAAGGAUGGUUACCUGCUGAAAGAGCAAAGCAAGUUGAAGAAUUCUGGCAACGAAAGAGGGAAGCCAUGCAAAACAAAGCUCGUGCUGAGGGACACAUGGGUACACUGCAAAACGUGGCAGAUAUCUAUGGAGGCAGGCCCAUGUCUGCAAGAGGAAGGAAAUCCAGAAACAAGGAAGAAGAGGAAUAUUUGGCAAGGUUAAGACAGAUACGACUACAGAACUUCAAUGAACGUCAACAGAUUAAAGCGAAACUUCGUGGAGAGAAGAACGAAGCUCCCAGUUCUGAUGGACAAGAGUCAAGUGAGGAAGCAGAAAUGAAACGCAAAAAGAUAGAAGCACAGAAGGCCCAAGCAAAUGCUCGAGCUGCAGUUCUGAAAGAACAGUUAGAGCGAAAGAGGAAGGAAGCAUAUGAAAGAGAGAAGAGAGCUUGGGAAGAACAUCUGAUAGCUAAAGGAGUAAAGAAUCCUAAUGUGCCUUGUCAUGUGGGAGCAGCAGGACACAGUCCUGUGCACGGAAUACAAGAGCCUGGAGUAUCUCUUCCUAAGCAGCAGCUUCCAGUUAAGCCCAUCUCCAUGACUUCUGCUUUGAAAGAAGUGGGAGUGGAUGGAGAUGUAACCGCUGCCCAGGAGGUUAAAGAGGAAGUCAAGAAGCCAGAUCUUGCAGUGCAGAACAAGCGGCAAAUUCUGAAAAGAUUAAAUCAAAAUCUUAAAGCUCAGGAAGAUGAGAAAGGAAGAAAGGAUGAUAAAAACAUCUCUGAGUCGGAUGGGUCCGAAGAUGGUAAAGAAGAGCAGGAAGAUAACUAUCCACUUGUAGGAGAUCGCAAAAGAUGGGCAUCAAGAGCAUCAGAUUUGGUAGUUCCUUUAGCUCAGUUAACAAUGGAAGAGUCUCUCUCUGGAACGGACCGGCAAACUAUGGGAGAAGUAAUUAGGCUGGAUAUUGGUGAACCUCGCAGGAAAGUCUGGGGCAAAAGCCCUACUGAUUCGGUCUUGAAGAUUCUAGGAGAAGCAGAGCUGCAGCUACCAACUGAAGUACUGGAAGAAAUAGAUGUAAUAAAUGAGCCGGAUGAUUUGGAAGCAGAGGUGUUGAAAGAAACUGAAGAAAAUAAAAAAGACCAGAGCAAGGAAUUUCCCAUCUCUGUUAAUGAAGUGUGGGUGAAAGAAAAACAGGAUAAUGCACAACAUGACAGAAGAGAUGAAGCAGCUUUGGAGAAAGCAGUACUUGAUGAAGUGCAAUCACAAAAUGAAGCUCCAGGAGAAACUUGUUCCAGUGACUCUCUGCAACCUGAACCGUUAUUCCAGAGGGUGAUACAGCCCCCAGCUGUACCUACAGCCUCACCAGUUCUAUCAUCUCAGUCUUCCCAGGAAGAGCCUUUUGUACCUCGUUCUCGUUCCAGAUCGCCAGCAAAAAAUAAAGGGAAAAGUUCCUUGUUUUUUGGACUUUCUACAGGGCUGUUUGAUGCAAACAACCCAAAGAUGUUGAGGACGUGUUCGCUCCCGGAUCUUUACAAACUGUACAGAACCUUAGUUGAUGUUCCCAGCAUAGCAGAUGUGCAGCAUCAACACAGCCUUGAAAUAGAUGAUACAGAAGAUGAGCAGGCCAAAGAAGGACCCUCUGAUUCGGAGGAUAUCAUGUUUGGGGAGGCCGAUACAGAUUUGCAGGAACUCCGGGCCUCAAUGGAACAAUUGCUUAGGGAGCAGCCUGAGGAAUUAAGUGAAGAGGAGGAAUCUACUUUAAAGGCUAACGUCAUCAAAUGCAUGACAAAUGGUACGGAGCUGGAUGAAGCAGAUGAAAAUAACCCCAGCAGUGAAAGUGCUCUUAAUGAAGAAUGGCAGUCAGAUAACAGCGAUGGAGAUAUUGCCAGUGAAUGUGAAGAGUGUGAUAGUGUCUUCAGCCAUCUGGAAGAGCUGAGAUACAACCUGGAGCAGGAAAUAGGCUUUGAGAAAUUAAUUGAAGUUUAUAAUAAAAUAAAGGCUAUACAUGAAGAUGAAGAUGAAAAUAUCGAUAUUUGCUCAAGCAUAGUUCAGAAUAUUCUGGGAAAUGAACACAAACACUUGUAUGCCAAAGUACUUCACCUAGUCAUGGCAGAUGGAGCCUACCAGGAAGAUAAUGACGAAUAAAGCUGACUCAGGAAACUCCCUAGUGCUGCACGACACAUCAGUGUUCAAAGUCUGCACAGCAGAGUAACAGAUUGUAAUGAGAAUGUAACAUGGGGCAGGAGAAAGAAGAGCUGGAAAAAGAGUGCUGACAGUAUGAAGCAGAGAGGAAAAAAGAUGCCUUUUACCCUCAGAUAUGUAUACACUUCUCUUGUGUGUCUUGCAUACGUGGUCAUUAAAUAUUAGAUGCCUAAAUUUGAAAAAACAAGCUAUAAUCUCUCUCUCUCUCUCUCUCUCUCUC